This is a messenger RNA of Acanthopagrus latus (yellowfin seabream), 3207 nucleotides long. It is a transcript of the gene tars3, whose product is annotated as threonyl-tRNA synthetase 3. The transcript has 19 exons. Gene Ontology annotation, biological process: threonyl-tRNA aminoacylation. The record is from RefSeq and is a predicted model, not a curated record. Gene Ontology annotation, molecular function: threonine-tRNA ligase activity; ATP binding. The coding region runs from base 131 to 2578 and encodes 815 amino acids. Gene Ontology annotation, cellular component: cytoplasm. Lineage: Eukaryota; Metazoa; Chordata; Actinopteri; Spariformes; Sparidae.
UUACGGGUAUCCGCUGUAUAUUUGUGAAAAAGUUUGCAUAUGCUUGGUGUUUGAAUUUGGCAGCGGUUUUAAUCCCUAAAUCCCUCCGCCGGAAGUAAGCUGUCAUUGUGACUAUGGUGGUCUUUUAAAGAUGGCGGAGUGCUUGGCUGCACGUUUGACCGACCAGGAGCAGCAAAUUCGCCUCCUCACCAAGGAAAUAUCCACCCUCCGCGAUGGAUUGAGUCGAGGUUUGGAUGCCGCCGUUGUCGGGGAGCUGUCCCCGGAGGUGGAGUGCCUGCGGACCGAGAACGAGAAGCUCAGGUACCGGCUGCUGCACCUCCGGCGGGGUCUGCAGGCGGAGCUGGAGCUGGAGGAGGAGGCGCAGGGGAAGAAACAGCAAGGAGUGAAGUGUGGCAAAGUUCCUGAGAAGAGCAGCGGGAAAGAGCAACGGACAAAGAAUGAGGUGGUCACUUCUGUUGCCAAACCAGUCGACAAGAACAACAAGAAGGAGAAGAGGCAGGAUAAAGGAGGAGGAGGAGGAGGAGGAGGAGGAGGUUCGAAAGAGCUGAACCCGUGGCCCGGAUUCAUCCCAGAGCGCCUCAGCCUCUACGAGGAGCUGAAGAAGGAGAGCGACGCCCUGCUGGCAAAGAAAGCCCAAGACAGCAAGCCCAUCACCGUGGAGCUGCCAGACGGACGGAAGGUGGAGGGCAAGGCUUGGCUCACCACACCGUACCAGCUGGCCUGUGAUAUCAGCCAGGGUCUGGCCGACAACGCAGUGAUUUCUCGGGUCAAUGGAGAACUCUGGGACCUGGACAGACCGCUCGAACAGGACUGCUCUCUUGAGAUCUUGCGGUUUGACAAUGAAGACGCUCAGGCUGUGUAUUGGCACUCCAGUGCUCACAUCCUGGGGGAGGCGAUGGAGCGCUUUUAUGGAGGCUGUUUGUGUUACGGACCCCCGAUUGAGAAUGGUUUCUACUACGACAUGUUCCUGGAUGGACAGAAGGGAGUGUCCAGCACUGAGUUUGGGGACCUGGAGGCUUUGUGUAAGUCUGUGGUGAAGGAGAAGCAGCCGUUUGAGAGGCUUGAGAUCAGCAAGGAGACACUGCUGAAGAUGUUUAAGUACAACAAAUUCAAGUGCCGUAUUCUGAAUGAGAAAGUCACCACCCCCACGACUACAGUCUACAGGUGUGGACCUUUGAUUGACUUGUGCAGAGGUCCCCAUGUCAGACAUACGGGCAAGAUCAAAGCCAUGAAGAUCUACAAGAACUCUUCAACUUACUGGGAGGGCCGCUCCGACAUGGAGACUCUGCAGAGGAUCUAUGGGAUUUCCUUCCCAGACUCGAAGAUGCUGAAGGAGUGGGAACGUUUUCAGGAGGAGGCCAAGAACCGAGACCAUCGCAAGAUCGGCAAAGAUCAAGAGCUGUUCUUCUUCCAUGAUCUGAGUCCGGGCAGUUGUUUCUUCAUGCCACGUGGGGCUUACAUCUACAACACACUCACCGAGUUCAUCAGGGAUGAGUACUGGAGAAGAGGCUUUCAGGAAGUGGCCUCUCCCAACAUCUACAACAGCAAACUGUGGGAGACAUCUGGUCACUGGCAGCACUACAGUGAAAACAUGUUCUCCUUCCCCGUGGAAGAAGAAAUCUUCGCACUUAAGCCGAUGAACUGCCCCGGGCAUUGUCUCAUGUUCAGCCACAGGCCUCGCUCGUGGAGGGAGCUUCCCCUGAGGCUGGCAGACUUCGGGGUCCUCCACAGAAACGAGCUGUCAGGAACGCUGACGGGGCUGACCAGAGUACGGCGCUUCCAGCAGGAUGACGCUCACAUUUUCUGCACCAUGGAACAGAUCGAGACAGAGAUGAAGGGCUGCCUCGACUUCCUCCGCUGUAUUUACGACGUGUUUGGAUUCUCCUUCCAGCUUCACCUCUCCACCCGUCCAGAGAAGUAUCUGGGCGACAUCGCAGUGUGGAACCAGGCUGAGAAGCAACUGGAGAACAGCCUGAACGAAUUUGGGGAGCCAUGGAAACUCAACCCUGGAGACGGCGCUUUUUACGGACCCAAGAUUGACAUUAAGAUCAAAGAUGCAAUUGGACGCUACCACCAGUGCGCAACCAUUCAGCUGGACUUCCAGCUGCCUAUCCGCUUCAACCUGACCUUUGUGGGGAAGGACGGAGACGACAAAGCUCGGCCAGUCAUCAUCCAUCGUGCCAUCCUGGGCUCAGUGGAGAGGAUGAUCGCCAUCCUCACGGAGAACUACGCCGGGAAAUGGCCUCUGUGGAUCUCUCCACGUCAGGUGAUGUUAGUGCCUGUCAACCCCUCCUGUGAGGAUUACGCCAAGAAGGUGUGUAAGCAGUUUACAGAAGCUGGUUUCAUGGCAGAUGCUGACUUGGACUCAGGCUGUCUUCUCAACAAGAAAAUCCGCAACGCUCAGCUAGCCCAAUAUAACUUCAUUCUCGUGGUCGGGGAGAAGGAGAAGAUGACUAACAGUGUCAACGUGCGCACGAGAGACAACAAAGUCCACGGAGAGCUGUCAUUGGCCGAGGUGCUGGCCCGCCUGACCCUGCUCAAACAAUCCCGCUGUCGAAAUGCAGAGGAGGAGUUCUGAUCCAGAUGAAGAAACAAUCCAGACUUCUGCAUAUUUAUUACCUCAGCUGCAGUCAGAUGAGCAGUGAACGGGCAAAUGAUGGCACAUGUAAUGAUGGUAGAGUGAAAGUGUAGUAUGUAGAGCAGAAAUCAGACUGAGGAACCGGUGAGCUGAUAAUCUGUAGGUACAUGUAAUGAAUGAGGCUGCAGAAUAACUCCCACACGAACAUAUGGAAGCCCGAUUCUGCCGGUAUGUCAAAAAAAAAAUCAUGUUAUUCAUUAUUAUCAGACUCACUAUCUCCAAAUAUGAGAAACUAGGUGAUGACUGGUGAUACCAACCCAUUAUUUUGAGAUUGUUUUUCACCAUUAUGACUUAACAGAAUAUUUUUUUCAUCAUACUGGCAGUUGUGUUCUUCCAUACGAUCAUGUGUGAAGGCCAGAAAGAGACAUGUUUUUGUACGUGGUGAUUGUAUUCAAUCAUGUUGAAGUAAUUUAAGGUCUACAUGAAGGGAAGUUAGUUGAUAAUAUCAGGAAACCGUGUGAUAAUUGUCAGAAUGAAGAUGACUGAUGAUGAAAUUGGCACUGAUUUUCUUUUCUUUUUUAAAAAAACAAUGAUCUGUCAAGAAAUAAAACAAACUUUACUGAAUGUGA